GCGUGGGGCGGCGGGAAGGGCCGCUGGGACCGGUAGCGCCCAUGUCAGCGCGGCCUGGCUUGCCUGAUCAGAGGGCCGGGGGUGGCUCGUGAGACGGAGAGGGCCGGAGAGGCGCAGGAGCCCCUACUGCCCAGCCCUCCCCGAGCACGCCGGCGGCUGCAGCUCCUUGCAACUGCUCCGGCCCUCGCCCCUCCGGCCUCAGGGCACGGCCCUAGCCUCGCUGGAAGGGGAUCAAGGUCCGAGACGGGCCCGCUGCGGUGGGGGAUGGGCUCGGCGGCCUGGCUGCGGCCCCCUCCGGCGCGCCCGGGCUGCCGCGGGCGGAAGGGGCCUCGGAGCCCGACGGCCUCCUUGUGCUGGGAAGGCUCGGCUUCGGCCCCCCCACCCCGCUGGCCCCCUUACCCACUGGCCGCCCAGGAUGAGGAUGCGGCAUUUUAAGAAGUUCACUACGUGUGCGUGGCGCACUUACGUCCGCACUCAUUGUAAUUUUGAAUCCUCAGCAGUCCUGUGACCCAGGCGAUGCGGAGAGUCUCACUGCCAUUUAACAGCUGUAAGGACUGGGGCAUCAGACGCCUCCCGUGGUUUUGACAGGUUUCAUCCACAAGUGGUGGAGCUGGAAUUCGAUCUCAGCGUUUAACGUCUUUGCUGGUGUUUCAUUGCUGAGUUCCUCUGCAGCAUCUUGAUUUGUGUCCCUUCUGUACUUGAAAACCUUCCCAUCGCUCAUCACCUUCAGGUCAGCAGGUGCAAUGAAGUACAUUCUGGUUACUGGCGGUGUGAUAUCUGGCAUCGGGAAAGGGAUCAUCGCCAGCAGCGUGGGCACGAUCCUCAAGUCCUGCGGUUUACACGUGACCUCCAUUAAAAUUGACCCCUACAUCAACAUCGAUGCGGGAACAUUCUCUCCCUAUGAGCAUGGGGAGGUGUUUGUGCUGGACGAUGGGGGGGAAGUGGACCUGGACCUGGGUAACUACGAACGUUUCCUUGACAUCCGACUCACCAAGGACAAUAAUCUGACCACGGGGAAGAUAUAUCAGUAUGUCAUUAACAAGGAGCGCAAAGGAGAUUACUUGGGAAAAACCGUCCAAGUCGUCCCGCACAUCACCGACGCCAUCCAGGAGUGGGUCAUGAGACAGGCCCUGAUCCCCGUGGAUGAAGACGGCCUGGAGCCUCAAGUGUGCGUCAUCGAGCUUGGCGGGACGGUGGGAGACAUAGAGAGCAUGCCCUUCAUCGAGGCCUUCCGCCAGUUCCAGUUCAAGGUCAAAAGAGAGAACUUCUGUAACAUUCACGUCAGCCUGGUUCCUCAGCCAAGUUCCACAGGGGAGCAGAAGACGAAGCCCACCCAGAACAGUGUUCGGGAACUCAGAGGGCUUGGGCUGUCCCCGGAUCUGGUUGUGUGCCGGUGCUCAAACCCUCUGGACACGUCAGUGAAAGAGAAAAUCUCCAUGUUCUGCCACGUUGAACCCGAGCAGGUGAUCUGCGUCCACGAUGUCUCGUCCAUCUACCGAGUCCCCUUGUUGCUGGAGGAGCAGGGGGUCGUGGAGUACUUCCUCCGGAGACUUGACCUUCCUAUCGAGAGGCAGCCCCGAAAAAUGCUGAUGAAGUGGAAGGAGAUGGCCGACAGAUACGACCGCCUCCUGGAGACCUGCUCUAUUGCCCUCGUGGGCAAAUACACCAAGUUCUCAGACUCGUAUGCCUCUGUCAUUAAAGCUCUGGAGCAUUCUGCCCUGGCCAUCAACCACAAGUUGGAAAUCAAGUACAUAGAUUCCACGGACUUGGAGCCAAGCACCUUGCAGGAGGAGCCCGUGCGCUACCACGAGGCCUGGCAGAAGCUCUGCAGUGCCCAUGGCGUGCUGGUCCCAGGGGGAUUUGGCGUUCGAGGGACGGAAGGAAAAAUCCAAGCGAUCGCCUGGGCGCGGAAACAGAAGAAGCCUUUUUUGGGUGUGUGCCUGGGGAUGCAGUUGGCAGUGGUUGAGUUUUCAAGAAACGUCCUGGGCUGGCAAGAUGCCAACUCCACGGAGUUCGACCCUAACACCAGUCACCCUGUGGUCAUAGACAUGCCGGAGCACAACCCUGGCCAGAUGGGCGGGACCAUGAGGCUGGGCAAGAGGAGGACGCUCUUCCAGACCAAGAACUCCGUCAUGAGGAAGCUCUACGGGGACCCCGACUACCUGGAGGAGAGGCACCGCCACCGGUUCGAGGUGAACCCGGUCUUGAAAAAGUGUCUGGAAGAGCAAGGCUUGAAGUUUGUUGGCCAGGACGUCGGAGGAGAGAGGAUGGAGAUUGUGGAGCUGGAAGGUCAUCCCUUUUUCGUCGGGGUCCAGUACCACCCCGAGUUCCUGUCCAGACCCAUCAAGCCUUCGCCGCCGUACUUUGGCCUCCUCCUGGCCUCCGUGGGGCGGCUCCCGCAUUACCUCCAGAAAGGCUGCAGGCUCUCGCCCAGGGACACCUACAGUGACAGAAGCGGAAGCAGCUCCCCUGACUCCGAAAUCACGGAACUGAAGUUCCCAUCAAUAAAUCAUGACUGACCGUAAGGGGCGGUUCUUGAAGACGCAUUUGGACGUCAGGAGUUUACAGCUUUGAUUUUACACUCAGCUUUCGACACUUUCUUUAAAUUAUGUUUUUAUUAAGAUUAUUUUAUUACGGGCAAAGGUAUCUGGAAGACUUGGUGACCUGCAUGUCCCACCGUGGGUACCGGCUCCCGCGUGGGUGCCGCCCGGGGUUCCACACGGUCCUCUGUGGUCCUCCCGUCGUGGACGCGGUGCAGGUGAUGGCCGGGCACUGGGGGAGCCCACGGGUUACCACGCUUCUCGGGCACCUGGCGUCACCGUGGCUUUGAGCGUGUGGCUGCUCCUUUCGCUGACGCCGAGACCACUAGCAAUGUGCGCCCUGCAGCCUGAGUGGGCACAGAAGGGAGAGUCCAGCUGGUGCCCGCAACCCUGGUGCUGGAACCCGAGGGCACUGCUUGCCACCAAGGGCAGCAAACCCAGAAACAAAGCGUUGGCCCUGCCCUGCGCUGGGGGGUGGGGGUGGGGCUGGGACCCUCCGUCGGGGACUUGUCCAGAGGGCUGGUGAGUUUGAUGUCACGAGGAAUGCACACAAGCCUGGCUGUCCUCUGGCCGCGCUGCUCUUCUUGGGCUGGGAAACACUCCUUGCAUCAAGGAGUCGCUUCACAAAGAACCAAGAGUCCUUUGGGGAACCUGCCUCUAAAGCCCUGCUCAGAUAUGCACAGCUUUGCUCAAGGGGUCUUUGUCCUUCCGGAUGGUGUUAACUGCGGUUGAAAUGCAACAGGAAAAGCUAUUUUCUUAACGUGCUGUGCCGACAGGCAAAGCUGGACGUGGUGUACCCUCUAACUUAAAAUAAAUAACGCCGAGCAGCAG
Sus scrofa (pig) is the source of this 3371-nucleotide messenger RNA. RefSeq names its product CTP synthase 1 (gene CTPS1). Gene Ontology annotation, cellular component: cytoophidium; cytoplasm. NCBI's taxonomy places the organism in Eukaryota, Metazoa, Chordata, Mammalia, Artiodactyla, Suidae. The record is from RefSeq and is a predicted model, not a curated record. Gene Ontology annotation, biological process: pyrimidine nucleobase biosynthetic process; CTP biosynthetic process. Gene Ontology annotation, molecular function: identical protein binding; CTP synthase activity.